UCAUUCACUUGCAGCUUCUGAGUCACACUCAACAAGUCCAAUCUACCUUUCAGAUUUCUCAUUCUGUUACCACCAUCUCUACCUGCCACUGCUUUCUUGUCUUUUUUAUUUCAGAGGGUUUCUGACUAUUUGUGCAACAUAUUUAUCUCAGGAAGUAUAAGUUUUUAUCUUGAGAGGUUUCAUAAUCUUUAAAGCCAUGAAAGGAAAGAACCGGAGAAAUGGCGGAACGGUUCAAUUGGAAUAUCUGAUCCACAUACAGGAGCUAAAGCCUUGGCCUCCGUCGCAAUCUCUUAGAUCCAUUCGAUCUGUAUUGCUACAAUGGGAGAAUGGAGAGCGCGCUUCUGGGUCGACGAAACUUGUUUCGUCGUCACUUGAUGAAGGAAAAAUCAAGUUUAAUGAGUCGUUUAGGCUUUCUGUGACACUGGUGAAGGAUAUGUCUGUUAAGAAUGCUGAUGCUGGAGUUUUCCAGAAGAAUGCUUUGGAGUUCAACUUGUAUGAGCCGAGAAGGGAUAAGAUUGUUAAGGGUCAGUUGCUGGGGACCGCUAUUGUAGACUUAGCGGAUUGUGGUAUAGUAAGAGAGAGUUUAAGCAUUAGUGUACCAUUGAACUGCAAGAGAAACUACAGAAACACGGAGCAGCCACUUUUAUUUGUUAAAAUUGAGCCUGUUGAAAAGAAUCGCGCUAAGUCCACGUUGAAGGAUAGUUUAUCAAAGGAAAACUGCAGUAGUGGUGAUUCUGUAUCGGCAUUGAUGAGUGGGGAAUAUGCUGAGGAAGCUGAGAUUGCCUCUAUUACUGAUGAUGAUGUUUCCUCUCAUUCAUCUGCGGCUGCAGUUACAAAUUCUCCCGAGUCGAGUGGGUAUAUGCUUCCUAAUCGUGAAGAGAAUGGAUCAGCUCGAAAAAAUGGUAGGAAUGACAAGGAACAUCACCUGGUUUCAGAAACAAGGGAUGAAAAGUUAAAUAUGAUGCAACAGGAUAUGUAUGCGAGACCAGAGAGGAGUCCAGGAAAUGGUCAUAAUUCUAUGGAAAAUACUCCCAACUAUGGUUUAGAGACAACCCAAAAGCAUGUUGUUUCUCCUUGUGCUGAUUAUUUUCCCAUAUCCUUGGAGGAAAGUUCUAUGAGUAAGUCCAAAAGCAGUGAUCAUGAAAAUCCGAAUCAGGAGAUUCAGGUAAAGGCUUCUCUAGAUAGCAAGAACCCAGGCUCAAUAAAAUCUGAUGGUUUGGAAAUCGAGGACAAAUUAAACGAUAGAUGUGAGGAAGCAGACAAAUAUUGUAUGAAGGAAGGAGGAAGUGAUGAAUAUUACUAUAGUUCUGUUGAGGACAAGCUUGGCAACAUUUCCAAAAGUGAAAGAUUGAAAUACGUAAAAUCUGUAAGGUCAUCUGGAGACUCAACUAGGAGUAUUGGAUCACAUGGUAGCAAUCAUCAUGGUGAAGUAAAGGAAAAUGGCAUUAAUGGAGAUGCUCAUAACAAUGGAGGGAACAUCAGAAGCAGUGACAAAAAAGAUGGUAAGGUUUAUCCAAGGGAUUCCCGAAAUACCAAUUUAGACAGCAAGAUUCAACAUUUAGAAAACAAGAUAAAGAUGCUUGAAGGAGAAUUAAGAGAAACUGCUUCAGUCGAGGCUGCUUUAUAUUCUGUAGCUGCUGAGCACGGAAGCUCCAUGAGUAAGGUUCAUGCGCCUGCGCGACGCCUUUCCAGACUGUACAUUCAUGCUUGUAAAGAAAAUAUUCCAGCAAGAAGGUCUGGUGCAGCUAAAAGUGCUGUUUCAGGAUUAGUACUUGUUGCAAAGGCAUGUGGAAAUGAUGUCCCAAGGUUGACGUUUUGGCUGUCUAAUUCUAUUGUUUUGAGAACAAUUAUAUGCCAAACCACCAAGGACGUUGCAAGAUCAAGUCCUUCUGGAACUAGUGCAAGAAGGAAGAGUGGAGAGGGGAAUGGAAAGACAGUACAACCAUUAAUAUGGAAGGGUUUCUCUCCUAAGAAAAGUGAAAAUAUAGCAGUUGAAUAUGAAGGUUUUGCUAACUGGGAUGACCCAAACGUGUUCACAUCAGCACUGGAAAAGGUGGAGAGUUGGAUCUUCUCUCGCAUUGUAGAAUCUAUUUGGUGGCAGUCUCUGACUCCACAUAUGCAGCUUGUUGAUGCAAAGAUUACUCAUAAUGAUGUGAGUUCUGUCAUUAGUAAAAGCUUUACAAAGAUGUCUAGUUUACGUGAUCAAGAGACGGGAAAUUUAUCAUUAGACAUUUGGAAGAAUGCUUUUAAAGAAUCAUGUGAAAGGAUCUGUCCUGUCCGAGCUUUGGGGCAUGAGUGUGGUUGUCUGUCUGUGUUGCCUAGAUUGGUAAUGGAGCAGUGCAUUGCCAGAUUAGAUGUUGCUAUGUUCAAUGCCAUUCUUCGCGAAUCGGCUGAUGACAUUCCAUCUGAUCCUAUAUCUGAUCCAAUUAGUGAUCCCAAAGUUCUCCCCAUUCCACCUGGUAAAUCAAGCUUUGGAGCUGGCGCUCUGCUAAAAACUGCGGUUGGUAACUGGUCUAGAUGGUUGACUGACCUAUUUGAUAUGGACGACGACGACGACUCACUUAAGGAUAAAGAUGACGACAUUGAUAACAAUGAUGGAAAUUCAUCCUUCAAGGCCUUCCAUCUUCUUAAUGCACUAAGUGAUCUUUUGAUGCUUCCUAAGGAUAUGCUGUUAAGCUCAUCCAUCAGGAAAGAGGUCUGCCCAAUGUUUGGUGCGUCAAUAAUCAAGAAGAUUCUUGACAAUUUUGUCCCGGAUGAGUUUUGCCCCGAUCCAAUUCCCACGGAUGUGUUUGUAGCUCUGGACUCACAGGAUGAUCUCGAUGAGGAAAAUGAGUCUGUCAACAACUUCCCAUGCAUUGCUGCUCCCAUUGUAUAUUCACCCCCGCAAGCAAUAACAAUUGCAAACAUUGUCGGGGAGAUUGGACAUGAAUCUCAAAUUAGUCAGCUGAGAAGAAGCAGAUCAUCUGUUGUCAGGAAGUCACACACCAGUGAUGACGAGCUCGAUGAAUUAAACUCCCCAUUAUCUUCAAUUUUAUUCAGUAAUUCCUCCUCACCAGUAUCAACAAAACCAAACUUGAAGUGGAAAGAAAGUCACAAUGAGUCUUCAGUCAGAUAUGAACUUCUUAGGAGUGUUUGGAUGAACAGCAACUGACUAUGCAGUAAUCAGAUUUUAGCCCCUUCAUGUAACAGUUGUAUCCGGUUGUAAAAAGAAUAUAUACUAUAGCUUUAGCAGAGGUGUAGUAACUAAUUAGACUUAUGACAAGAUAGCGAAAAUGACAUGCAUGUAAUAAAUAAUAAAAUUGAGCCUGUGUAAUGUAUAGUAAGGUCAUGUGAUGGUAACUCUUAUUUGCAUUUAUUUGUGUAAUUUUCUUUGAAAAUAAUAAAAUUGAGCCUGUGUAAUGUAUAGUAAGGUCAUGUGAUGGUGACUCUUAUUUGCAUUUAUUUGUGUAAUUUUCUUUGAAAAUAAUAAAAUUGAGCCU
This is a messenger RNA of Vicia villosa (hairy vetch), 3479 nucleotides long. RefSeq lists its product as uncharacterized. Gene Ontology annotation, cellular component: nuclear pore. The record is from RefSeq and is a predicted model, not a curated record. The transcript is spliced from 9 exons. Bases 197 to 3151 code for a protein of 984 amino acids. Lineage: Eukaryota; Viridiplantae; Streptophyta; Magnoliopsida; Fabales; Fabaceae.